Molecule: messenger RNA, 2876 nt
Organism: Salarias fasciatus (jewelled blenny)
Lineage: Eukaryota; Metazoa; Chordata; Actinopteri; Blenniiformes; Blenniidae
Product: homeobox protein Hox-D4b-like
Exons: 2
Coding region: 1277-2107 (276 amino acids)
Biological process (GO): positive regulation of transcription by RNA polymerase II; anterior/posterior pattern specification; embryonic skeletal system morphogenesis
Cellular component (GO): nucleus; nucleoplasm
Molecular function (GO): DNA-binding transcription factor activity, RNA polymerase II-specific; RNA polymerase II cis-regulatory region sequence-specific DNA binding
Source: RefSeq, a predicted model, not a curated record
UGAAAACCCUCUGCUGUAGUGAAGGUCCACUGCUUUUCUCAAUGUUAUUAUGCUUCAGAUAACAGCCUGACGAUUAAAACCGAAGCUGUUCUUACAGAAAAAUGAGAUAAAAAAAAAUGUAAAAUGACCAAAUCUCAAAGUGAGGUUUUUAAAGGGAUGCAAACGCAUUUUAAACGCAUUUUGCAACUUUAACAAAUUGUCGUUUCCACUCACAUAAAUUGGGAUUUAAUCUACUUUCCCAGCGCAUUAGUCAUUCAUUAUGGCCGGUUUGAACAAAUGGCUCAUUAGGUCAGAUAGAUCGCUCUCAUAUAACGUGUCCGUGAGUCCACCGGUGCCUGAUCUCCGCGCGACAGGAGCCUCUUUAACAGCGCGAGCCGAGCCAGAACGCGGAUCCGGCUGAGUAAUGGGACACAUGCAGGACUCCUGCUCAGAUCCAGACCUCCUGCGUCCCCAGGGACCCGCUGCAGCCAGGAGACAAAUCCUCGGGAUGUAACACAGAUUUAUGGAUGUCUCCCGGGUGCAAAGGUGAUCUUUUACAACCUUUGUGUGAUUUAGCAUUUUUGCAGAUAAAAGAUGUUUAAAAAACUUCAUUAUGUGGCCCCUUCUUCUUGUGGGGGCUUCAAAUUUGCGCAUCUUUUUUUCUUCUAUUUUGCAUCCAUCACAUCACUUCAUUUUUAACCUCCUGUCGAGCUCUCCUCAAUAGUCCGGCUUGCUUUUAGCAUCAUUUUUUACGCACGGCGCUUUUUGGCCCCUCCUUUAAAAUAAAGAGAGAGAGAAAAAGCUGAGUGUUGGUGGUGAACGGGACACCUCGGCCUGACCCCGGACUAACAAAGCCAACUACUAGUCACUGUCUGGGAACCUUUCAUCCCUUUCUUUUUAGAUUGGACGCCGCGUUUUGUUGCGCGUCCUUUGACCGGCCACAAGGCCAAAUAUGGCCCCGCCGUCCCUCAAUAUGGGAGAGAUUAAUUUUUCAGCUUUGGCCAUCUGUGGGGGGAAAAGUCAGUCAGCUAGAAGUCAUAAAUCUAAUGGGGGAGGAUAGAUAGAUAGAUAGAUAGAUAGAUAGAUAGAUAGAUAGAUAGAUAGAUGGGUAAUCGCAGCCAUCCCUCUCAUCCAGCAAAUCUUCAUUAGUCCUCCAAUGAACAUUUUUUUCUCUCUCCUCCAAAUUAUCCCAUUACGUCUGACAUAAACAAGCCCCAGUGCCGCCUCCCAUUGGCCAGCCGCGGGGUCACGUGCCCCGCGUGGUCGUCCGUCUAUUUGACAACCGCAGGAUGGCUUGAUGCCAGAGGGGGGAAAAAGAGACAGAGAGAGGGGAGAGAAAGAAAAAUUAGUAUUCUCCUACCAGCCUCGCUAUAAAUCAAUCAUGGAGUCCUACGUGGUGAGCUGUAAAUACGCUGAGCCGCAGUUCCCGCCUUGUGAAGAAGAUUACAGUAAUUUUAGUGACCAAGGGGGGUAUUACAACAACCCCCAGGACAGUGGCAGUUAUGGAGGGGGCUAUCAGCAGCAGCAGCCCCCUCCGCCUCCAUACACACCACAACAAACCGGCUAUCAACACUCUGUGCAGGCGCAUCGCCGGGAGGAUGCGGACGAGCGCGCGCAGCACCAAGGCGCGUCCUUCCCGGGCUACCGGGAGGCGGCGGACGGCCACGGCAAGGACCGGUUCCCGGCGCAGGCCGACCUGCAGUACCAGGCCUGGAUGACCUGCGCCAAGCCCGCUCAGGUGCAGAGGAGAGCGGCCUGCCAGGGCAAGGACAAGCCGCCCGUCGUGGUCUACCCGUGGAUGAAGAAGGUGCACGUCGCGCACGUGAAUCCAAACCACGUGGGACCGGAGCCGAAGCGGCUGCGCACGGCCUACACGCGCCAGCAGGUCCUGGAGCUCGAGAAGGAGUUCCACUUCAGCCGCUACCUGACGCGCCGCCGCCGCGUGGAGGUGGCCCACGCGCUCUGCCUGUCCGAGCGGCAGGUGAAGGUGUGGUUCCAGAACCGGCGCAUGCGCUGGAAGAAGGACAACAAGCUGCCCAACACCAAAGGAAGGAGCAAAAACAAGAAGGACAGCAACAGCGGAGGAGGAGGAGGGAGCGACGCCGUGAAGACGCCGAUAACCGUCUGACCGAGCCGCGUUUUGCACCUUCACGCUCCCAGAACUGAGGACUGAAACAAUCCAGCACGAGGCUUCAGAAACUCCACAUGUAUCCCGCCUUAUAUCUUAACCUUUACCUCUUUCCUCUUAUUUCCGCGUCUGGGCCGGAGGCUGCAGUCUGAUUUCAUUCAGCCAUGAAUGUCUGAGAUUUACGGUCGAGGCGGCAGAUGGUCUCACUUCUCUCCGGUGCAAUUAGGGAAUUGUUUCAUGAUUCAAAAGCCGCACUCCCCCUUCUGUCUGACGAGGAGAAAACAGGGUUUUAUUAUUUACAGGGUAAGCCAUAAUACAGGGUUUUUUCUUUCUUUUAUUGUAGUUCAUGAAAAUAGCAUAAUUUAUGAAAAUGCACAUUACCAAAAGGUUAUCUGGCGCUUUACAGGGUUCACCAACAACAAACACCAAACUGCUCCGCGUCCAAAAGCAAAGCUAGGAGAGCAGCCAUACUGGGCACACGUUUUAAAUAAUGACGCAUUCAGCGCGAAAAACAAGCAUUUACAAUAAGCCCAAGUUUAAAGUUUUUUUAAUGCACAACACUGACUAUACAUCCAACUUUUCUCAGGGUCACGGGGUUUUAGGAAAAGACGCGUUUUGUUGGACUCAGCACACGAGAAACACGCUCUCCCUUGAUUCCAGUUUCAUAUGCUAUUGAGACACGUAGCCUUCGCCAGUACUUAUUUUUAAUUUGUCUUAUUUAGAAGCGUAUUUUAUUCUUUGUAGUAUCAGCAUUUGUUCUUUUGUAUGU